This is a messenger RNA of Daldinia caldariorum, 1081 nucleotides long. RefSeq lists its product as uncharacterized. The record is from RefSeq and is a predicted model, not a curated record. NCBI's taxonomy places the organism in Eukaryota, Fungi, Ascomycota, Sordariomycetes, Xylariales, Hypoxylaceae. The transcript has a single exon. The coding region runs from base 697 to 891 and encodes 64 amino acids.
CGCUCCCUCACGCCUUGACUCUUUGCAUUGCAUCUUUGCGCUAGUCAACGUUAAAACCACAUAAAACGCACUCGUCCCGUGUUUCUUAGUUGAAUCUUGGCGAAUGGGAAUGGAUGGGAGCAUGUGGGGAACGGGCAGGGAUAGCGUACAUUAGGUACGUAAGGUAUAGUACGUAUAUUAGAUACAUGCAUAACAGUAUGCCCGCAUUAUGUUUGCACGUAACUAAGGUUAUGUAGGUACAAUAAUGGAUAGGUACCUAAGGUAGGUUAUCUAAGGUAUCAUGGUGCCUGUCAUCAAUUUAUUACAUAGAGAGGCUAACGUCCCCGGUUGUUUCCCGCGCUCCCAUCUGUCUUCCCUCUACUGCUACUACAAAGUUAGUGUGCUGCUGCUGCCCUGACCUUCUUGCAUUUCUCAAGCUGCAAGGACACUGCCACACCCACAAUUUCGUCUACCCCCGGCAAUUAGCUGCCUCUAGCGGCGCGUCGGUGCACACGCUGCAACCGUGCGUCGGGACCACCAGCAGUAGGAGCUGCUAGGUUAGGUACGCUAGGUAGUACCAUAUACUAGUACGUACAUUAGUACCAGAUAGCUUGCGCAUGUCCCGAGUUCCAUAUUCCAUAGUGGAGGGUCUAGGUUGCUCUUCAGUUGUUUAUCUGGUCCUGCUGGUCCUUUUGGUCCUGGGAUCCAGUGAUAAUUAUGUGCGAAGACAAAUACGGAUUUUACUCUUUUUGUAACAUUCUAACAUCACUUAUCAACCAUUUUGGCUUCAACCUAAGGAAUAACGUAUUCCUAAACUCCCGAAUAUUUUUUACUGUUUGUUUGAUUAAGCAGGUUGGUUUAUUUUUAUUCUACUUGGUCAUUGCUUUUCUUCUUUUUUUUUUAACGAUUUGAAGAAUCAGCGGCCUUACUUUAGUACAUAAAGUUUAAGUAGCCUUAAAGAAACGCCCAGCAAAGUGGAUCUCAUAAAAGUUGCAAUGUUCAAGUAUAGAUACCUGCAGCAUCCUCUUUAUAGUACUCAAUGUGGAUAUGUGUUAGACCACAUAUGCACGGGUAUCAUAGCCCCAAAUAAGAAGUAGAAGUA